AAUGUUCUAAACUUCAGGUAGACGAGCAGCAUAGCUCUGUUCAGAUCCACAAUCCCAUAGCACACCGAAAAGAGAAGAAAAUGAAGGUUUUAGGGAUGGAUUUCGGCUGCGCAACCGGAUCUCUCCGCGACGGUAAAUUCCCCGAUAAAGACUGUUUGCUUCCACUAAUCUCCAAGCUUCUCGGUUACGCCAUCGUUGCCGCCUCCACCACCGUCAAAGUCCCCCAGAUACUGAAAAUUUUGAAGAAUAAAAGCGUGAGAGGGCUUAGUGUUGUAGGGUUUGAGCUUGAAGUGGUUGGUUAUACCAUAGCCCUAGCUUACUGUCUUCACAAAGGCCUUCCUUUUUCUGCUUAUGGAGAAUUGGCUUUUCUUUUGAUCCAAGCUAUAAUUUUAGUUGCUAUUAUCUACUACUUCUCACAACCUGUGCGAACGACUACAUGGAUCAGGGCAUUGCUUUAUUGUGCUCUAGCACCAACUGUUUUAGCCGGUCAAAUUGAGCCGUUUCUUUUUGAAGCUCUCUAUGCGUCCCAACAUGCGAUUUUUCUCUUUGCCAGGAUUCCACAGAUAUGGGAGAACUUUUCUAACAAAAGCACAGGGGAGCUCAGCUUCUUAACAUGCUUCAUGAAUUUUGGUGGUGGUUUGGUGAGAGUUUUUACCAGCAUGCAAGAGAAGGCACCAACAAGUGUUGUUUUGGGCUCCCUACUUGGUAUGAUCACAAAUGGUACCAUCCUCAGUCAGAUAAUUUUCUACCGAAAGCCUGAAACCAAGAAAGAGAAAAAAAUAAACUAAGCGGAGACAGGUGACAUGAGCUUUGCUUCAAUAUAAGACUCAACAGGUGCCUUUGGUGAGCCAUUGUUGCAAGACCUUUAAUAUGUUUUCAAUAUUUGAAGAUGGGAAAGUUGUCAUCCAUCAAUAAGACAAAUCUAUCAGGCGCAGCUGAACUCACAUUUAUGCUAGGGUUGCAAGGAAGCCUGCUUAACCAUGGUCAUGAAUGCACAAGACAAAGGUGGUGGUUAUUAUUUUUCUUCGUUCUUUGUAGUGUAUUAAAGACUAGUAUAAUUAUAUUUUACUCUCUUCGAUAUAUACAUCUUUCAUUUUAGUUGCAUAA
Molecule: messenger RNA, 1107 nt
Organism: Populus trichocarpa (black cottonwood)
Lineage: Eukaryota; Viridiplantae; Streptophyta; Magnoliopsida; Malpighiales; Salicaceae
Product: mannose-P-dolichol utilization defect 1 protein homolog 2
Exons: 8
Coding region: 81-788 (235 amino acids)
Source: RefSeq, a predicted model, not a curated record